Messenger RNA from Notothenia coriiceps (black rockcod), 5634 nucleotides. It is a transcript of the gene mchr2b, whose product is annotated as melanin concentrating hormone receptor 2b. The record is from RefSeq and is a predicted model, not a curated record. Gene Ontology annotation, biological process: neuropeptide signaling pathway. Gene Ontology annotation, cellular component: neuron projection; plasma membrane. NCBI's taxonomy places the organism in Eukaryota, Metazoa, Chordata, Actinopteri, Perciformes, Nototheniidae. The transcript has 2 exons. The coding region runs from base 594 to 1637 and encodes 347 amino acids. Gene Ontology annotation, molecular function: neuropeptide binding; G protein-coupled receptor activity.
UCAUAUUUGAAGAAUGAAAAUUAACACUCAUUCAAAUUAUUAAAUAAACGUCUAGAGUGAAUUAUGGGGAUGCACGAAAUUGUGCACUGCAUCAAAAUGCUUCUAAUAGGAGUUUGUUUUACUCUCCUUAAUUAUUCAAAUUUGUGAUGCAAGGUGCAAAAAAUGACAAUAUUUCUGGGAAUCAGUUUGAAGUAGCUUUUUUUUUUAGAUGUGCUUGUCUUGUUACAAGACAGAGUGAAUUAUCUUUGAAGGGAGGGAACUAGUGUCCCCUGAGGCGCAAGCUGCGUUUGGUAAAGCGCACAGCGGAUGCACACAGUUAAUGGUCAAAUCAGUUUGCUUCCAGAGAUUAACAUGUGCCACGGACCAUCGCUCUUCAUGGAUUUAGAAUGAAUUAUAUUUCACUUUUUCCAGUUUUAAAUCACAUAAUAUGUGUUAGGGACUUAAGGAGAUAAUACGUGCUUUUGGAGAGUGCGCGAGUUUGGUUCCCAAGUUUGGAGACCAGACGCCAGCUGGAGAGUGUCGAGUGCCUCCAUCACAACAAAAACAACGUCAACAACUACUAAAACAUCGAGGCUUUUUAAGCGGAUGUCAAGAUGAAUGACACGGACGAUUUUUGCAAAAACAACCAAACAGGGAACAUGACCGACCCGUCAUGUGUAAAACCAACUCCCGCGUCCCACAGCCAGUUCGACCUCGCCACUUUCAUGCACAUAUUGCCUUCAAUUUACGGCAUCCUGUGUUCAGUGGGAGUUAUAGCCAAUGGACUGGUCAUUUACGCGGUGAAAGCAUGCAAGAAGAAAAUGGUAUCAGACAUAUACUUGCUGAACUUAGCAAUAGCCGACAUGCUGUUCUUGCUGGUGAUGCCGUUCAACAUUCACCAGCUGGUCAGAGACAGGCAAUGGGUCUUUGGAAGCUUUAUGUGCAAAGCGGUGGUGGUCGUGGAUGUCAGCAACCAGUUUACCACAGUGGGAAUUGUGACUGUGUUGUGCAUUGAUCGGUACAUAGCUAUUGUCCACCCCACCUCCGAGAAGAGGACCAUCCAGUGGACCAUCAUCAUCAACAUGCUGGUUUGGCUGGGCAGCAUGCUCCUCACCGUCCCCGUCAUGCUGUACGCCAAGGCCGUGCGCAGGCAGCAAUUUGAGGUGUGCAUAAUGGACCUGGAAGGGCCUGAGGACAUGUACUGGUACACUCUCUACCAGUCUAUCCUGGGCUUCAUCAUCCCUCUUUUCAUCAUCAGCACCUUCUACUCUCUCACCCUCUACCACGUCUUCAGCUCCAUCCGCCGCGUCAAGCGCAAGCAGUCCGUUUGUGCUAAAAGAGCCACCAAGAUGGUCCUCAUGGUCAUCGCGCUGUUCCUGAUCUGCUGGUCGCCCUACCACGUCAUUCAGGUGAUCAACCUGAGCAACGACAACCAGAAUCUGGCCUUCAUCUACGCCUACAACAUCAGCAUCUGCCUCUGCUACUCCCACAGCUGCAUCAACCCGCUCAUGUUGCUAAUCUUCGCCCAGAAUUACCGCGAGCGUCUUUGCUCCAGGAACGUGCUCUACAGCUCCCAGCACUCCUCCAAGGUCACGGUGGUCAAAGCGGAUGGCUCCAGUACGACCAACGACCCCAACUACCGCUGCACUGUCAUCUAAUCACAGUGGACUUUUUUCCUUUCUUUUUUUUCUUGUACAUACACAUGUCGAUGUUCUUGCCCAAUAAGAAAGUUACUUGUGGCCUUUGAAGUCAUGUUUUUGCAGCUUUGGAGAUUGAUAGCCUUCAAAACAAAAACAAAAAAACUGGGUAUGAAGCUUUAGCAUAAAAGUCAACCAUGCCUAAGUAACAUGUAUUUUAAAAGUGCAAUUUUUUUUUACAUUUGCAGUGCAAUAUGCACUUACUUACUCACUCAAUAUACAUUAUUCAAUUCACAUUGCCCUACAGUCAUGAUGAUAAUGAUACAUUAUACAUAUUAAUUGGAUGGGAAUAUGUUAUAAUGUAAUAUUUAUGUAUGUUAAACCAUUCAGUGAUUGUUACUAUGUAAUUAGUUUUAUUUAAGGAUUCAUAUUUGUAUUAUAUUUGUCUCCUAAAACUUGGGCCCAGCCAAGCACACCUGAGGUAUCACACACAUGCUUAAGAUCCAGCCACUGAGUCUUUAAUUGGAUCAUUCAUUUAUAUAUAUUUCUGUAAGUGAAGUUAUGUUAUUUGUCAAUGCCACUUUUUGUUUUCCUUUUUUGCCAUACGGAUCAUAUUAUUCUCUGAUGGAUGGAGGCGCAAAUUGCAGAUUUUACUUGCUGUGUAUGUUUUGGUGCAUUUUUUCAGUUUCCUUUCCAUCUUAUAUAUUUUCCUUUUUCAGUUAUUGAUACAAGCAGACUUAUACACAAAACCCUACAUAACCACUCUUAGCAACGGAAACUGGCUUACAUAAAUCCUUCUUAUUUUUUGGUUGGUGGUUAAGUUUAGUUAUAUUAGUCAUAUUUCUGGAGACAUAUGACUAAUUUGUCCAUAUUAUAAGAUGAUUGUCCCUAUUUCUAUGUUUUAUUUGCAUGUCUCUACCUCUGUCUGUUUGGGAACUGUCUUUUCGCACAAAAAACGCCCCACAAAAACAACCGAAAUUAUAUUGAAAACAUAAAUCCACUCCUCAGACGAAGGUUGGAGCGCUAAAAAGGAAAGCGGCUGUUUCUGAGCCAAUCCUACAGGGAAUAACAGCACUGACUUUCAAAGAUGCACAGAUGAGCAAGGACUCUGAGGGAGCAGCUCAAGUGUGAAUCUAUUCCCUUUUGGACAGAGAGCUUUCAUUAACCUUUAUCUACUACAGGGCGCACCAAGUGUCCUGCUGGUUUACUGACAACAGUGAAGUGCAGCCUUUGAGAUCAGUCACUGACAAACAUCAGCAUGUUCAAGUGUGAUAUGUUUAACAUUUCUUAUUAUCAGCCAGCCUCCUCAGGGCUCACCAUGAAAUGUAAUUGCACUUAACAACAGUGGUUUGAUUUUAUCUUUACUCAUUGUGACGUCCUUAGACUGCCACAAAUGACUGUAUGAAAAUCAAGGGCUUAUACAUUGGCAUAAUAAUGGCUGAUAAAUAACGCACUCGUGCUUUAUAGAUCAGUUAUUAGCCAUUCAUUACAAACUCAUAAUGGAAUUUCAGGUUGUAAAAGUUGAUCAUUCGAUGGUGUUUAUCAUUUUUAUAUUUGAUAAGAAUGAAGUUAUUGUAAAUCCACAAAUUAUGUAAAUCCACAAAUAAAUGUUUAACUAUGAGAAAAGACUGCUAUUAUUAUUGAUAUAAUGAAGUAUGUCACUGUUAAAGUUAAUAGAUUGUUGUUAUUGAGACUUUGGUCCAGAGAGUCUGACAAACUACUUAGCCCCAAAUUGGUACCUAUCAAUGGCCCAUAACUGAUUCAAACAAAAAAUGUAAAUGAUUUAUCAACCAUUACUAGCAAUAAAUCCAUAUAAAAUCCCAAUUGUUAAUAAAGAUAUUGUUUCAAAGGAAAGAAAGAAGGCAUUUUAUGGUAUAUUUCACGGUAGUCAGACAUCAGAGUGUUACUGGUUGUUCACCAUACGCACAGAUUGAGAGUCUGUGUUUUACUAUUUCUAGACUCAGCAGAACAGUCCCCUCCUGAUUGUUUGAGACUUUAAUCUCAUGCAGCGUAAAACACCAAUGACUGCUUUACAGUCGGUGUCGCACCAAAAUAAAGGCUAACAAGAAUCUGUCAGAUUGUCAUGAUAGGCCCACGGCAGGGAGGUUUAUCCCAGUGGAUGUGUUACGAUCUCAGUGGAUGGAUUUUAAAACACAUCUGAAAUUCUGUGCUUUUUGUCUCUCUGUUUAUUCAUCCAAGUCCUUAAGCCUCCUGAGAUAUUAACUCACACCUAUCCACAAUUCAUGUUCUCCUGUUAUUGUAUUUAAUGUACAAUUUCCUUCAGAUUUUGACUGUUUUUUAAAAGAUUAGAUGCAUCUGUAUUCACCCAAAUUGCUCAGGAGCUGCUUUUGGGCUUUGAAGUGUAUUUUUUGUGAUAAAAAGCUAUUUUCAAAAUGGACUCAAGGGACAAAUGCAGUGCUCUGCAGAGACAACAAACAAAGUGUGAAGGACAGGCAAUGCUCCCACAUUAAUAUCAAGUAAUCUGCCCUGAUUGAACAUUUGCAUAAUGACAAGUGAGAGGCAUGUACAGGAAAUGUAUAUAUUGCAUUAUCUUUAGUCAUCAGAGUUAUUCAUUAAUGUAUGUAUGUUUACAAUGGCACUGGAGCACUAAAUGUGAUACUGUGCGUCUUGUACACUAAUCUUGUGGCCUACUGUACGUUCAAAUAGAAGUGCUUCAUGUCAAAUAUUAAUAUUUUUUCUCUGUGCCAUGUGCAAAGAUUGUAGGCAUUGUUUUUUCUAUGACCAAAAGUGAAUUACCAGCCGGGCCAAAUGGGCUGUAGAUUUACUCUGUGGUAAUUAGUGUGUGAUAAUUAGGUUCAUAAUAAUAAUGUGUUUGGUUAUAUUCAUCAAAUUUUUUGAAUUUGCAGGCUAAAACAUAUAGGCAAAAUGUUAACAGUAUGGUCAUUUUAACUUUAGGAUGUUUUUUUUUAAUUGCGUAGGCUGAUCUCUCAGGGCCACAGUAGGUGACCCCUGAUGACAUCGCUGUGACAAAUCACGGUUAAUAUCAGGGGAAGUUAACAAUUGACUUUCAUUACAUUUUGUUUAUGGUGGUCCUAUGUAGAGUCAAAUAGACGAUACAGCAGCAUAUGCUUUGAGGCGGGUCUACAUUGUGAUUGACAGGUCGCUGGCACUGUUUUCCGUGUUUGGGUGCUCUACAUGUUUUCGUCUUAGAAAUGUAACCCUUUCCCAGAGUGUUUUCAGCUCAUUGUUACAUUUUGUUGGCCUAAAAUGUGUUUAUCUGGCCCUGUUUUUGAAAUAGUCUUUGUUAGUGUUUGGUAUUGUUGAGUAGCUUUCACUGUUUUGUGAUGUUUUGUGUAUCCACUGGCCAAUGAAAUCUUUCAAAGCACAUGUGUGUCUACACCAAAAACAUGCCAUCUGAUCUCGUAUAGUAGAUUAUUAUGUGAGUUAUAACUAAAUGUAAACUUUGUUUGUGAAGAUUCAUAUUGAUAUUGUAAAGGGUACUUUUAUACUUUUAAUUGUUUUCCAAAUGCUGUCAAUGGAGAAACUGCAGCUUGUACGUUGAAAGUCAGUUAUUCAAGUAAAGUCAAACAAACUUGUCCAGAGACGACUUUUACUUUUAUUUAAUUUGUCAGUCCUCUUAUUUCUUAUCGAACAAACAUAAAAACACCUGGACAGCUUUUAAUCAUUGAUUGGUGCUGAGGAAAUAUUCUGCAUUUGCCUUUCAUUGCCCUCGCCCGCAUGAAAGAAAAACACUUGACUUUGCAAUUUACAGUGUUUUUCAUGAGCUCUUAAAUUAUUUAUGACUGUAGGAGGCUGCCAGCGGAUGCCAACAGCGGAAGUAGAAAGGACUGCAUGGAAAUGAGAAGCACCGUCUUGUGGGAGUUUAUUUGCAUCAAGUUUGUCCGAUGUUGAGGGACACGCUGAUGGUCUAUGACCUUUAGGAGGCACAAAAUCAGAGGCUUGACAGCAGAAACAGUGUCAAACUCACGAUCAAUCAUCCAUAUAAGGGACCAAGGAGGAUAAGAAGUUAACUUUGUUUUUGUUUGAUUUUUAUGUU